UCAACAACUAAUAUUAAUAUAGAAAUGUCGCGGAAUAGAGGAGGUGAUUAUUUCUCCGUUUCCCCACCUUCUGGUUAUUAUUCUUCAAGAAUUAUAUCACAAAAUACUGGCGGAAUUCUUUCCCGAUCGAUGGAAGAUCAGCGCCAUUUACCUUUAACUGCUGCUGAUAGAGCUAUUUAUAGACCUAAAAAGGAAUAUUAUACUGGAGAAUUAUUCGGUGACGACAUUAUAAAAAAUAAAAUAAGAGGUGCAAGUGUUGGUGAUAGAUAUUAUAGGAGUAGUUCUGCUGAGAGAAUUGGAGGUAUAACAGUUGUCCCAAUUCGUCGUGAAGCAACAUUACCUGCUAGAAGAUUCCAUUCAGAAUUGAGAAGUGAAUUGAAAAGGGAAGGAAUUGACGAUAUUUAUGGAAAUGUAGGUAAACAACUACAAUCUUACGGAGGGAAUUUUGAUCGGUAUUCAACAUAUGAUAAAAGACAACAACAAAAUUAUGACCGUCCUUUGACAACUUUUGAUAUUUGGAGGGAAAAAUAUAAAAAUGAAGCAAUUCAAGAACCCGAAACUUUAGCUACUUCUUAUACUAUAAAUUAUCCAAAUGGAACUGCAACAGCUGCAGAGUAUUCAACUUUUCAACAAAAUGUUGAUGGUGAAGGUGGAACUGCAUUGAAGCAUUUUCAACACACCAAACAUCAACAGAAUCAAAGAGAAUACAAGGAAUGGCAUUCAGGCGAUAAACAGCAGCAUCGUUCUGCUGCCGAUUCUUAUACAACAAUGGGAACAUUAAGGAAUUCGGCAGAAGAGAGACAAGCUAGAAAAGCCAUUCAAUAUCAUCAAAAACAAGAAAAACAGCAUCGCGAAAGAGGAGAGGGAGAUCAUCAUUAUCAUCGCCAAAAUUAUGAACAUUAUACGAAUGGUUGGGUUGGUGGUCAUGGUGAUGGGAUUAAUUAUCUGAAUAAAAAGAAAGACAAAAAAUGGCAAAAAAGUAAAGGUUCAGCAGAGGAACGUUGGUAUGAUGGAAGAAGAAAUGAGGAAUAUUUUGACAGAAAAUAUUAUAGAAAAUACAGAUUUUGUUGUUUUGACAUUUUUUGGCCGCCUGGAGGAAUAAAACAAAAUAGACCACACCCCAAACAACAAAAACACCCACAUACAAUAAGCCAGCAACCAUCCCCGAUGCCUUUAGAACAUAGGCCUUUCUAUUCUUAUAAUAAUUCCUUCAAUCCUCCUCAACAACAAACUGAUAUUCCUGUCUAUCGAGACAGAGUUGGAAGGGAACAACAAAAUGGAAGACCUCUAGCAGCAUCACAUUCAGACUCGUCAUAUGGCCAUCGCGAAAUUCCUGUCAAUCGAGAACAGAAUUAUUCUCAUAAAUAUUAA
Messenger RNA from Meloidogyne enterolobii, 1371 nucleotides. NCBI's taxonomy places the organism in Eukaryota, Metazoa, Nematoda, Chromadorea, Rhabditida, Meloidogynidae. The record is from the annotation of a GenBank genome assembly.